UCUACAGUUCAGUGGCGCGAACGCGCGCGCGUGCCCGAGGCUCGCGCAGGGGAGGUUCAUAUACGCGCCGCAGCUGAGGCUUGUCGUCAGUUCGAGCGGCACGAGACAGAUUCAGCUCUGUGGUUCUGUGCUCGAGUCUCUCUGUUCCUAAUUUGUGGAGCGCAAAUCGGAGCGCAUCAUCGGUGUUUGUCACUCAGAGAUGCUCGUGUUUUAGAGGCAUCAGCAUCAGUUUUAGUCGCACUGAAAGGAAUGAGAUCAGAGCAUCAAUGUUUCACUGGGGCAAGUGGAAGAAGAGGAUGGGAGCGAACAGUUCAUCCAAGAGACCAGUGUUCGACGACAAAGAGGAUGUGAAUUUCGAUCACUUCCAGAUUCUGCGAGCUAUUGGGAAAGGGAGCUUUGGGAAGGUGUGCAUCGUGCAGAAGCGGGACACGGAGAAGAUGUACGCCAUGAAGUACAUGAACAAGCAGCAGUGCAUUGAGCGCGACGAGGUCCGGAACGUCUUUAGAGAGCUUGAGAUCCUACAGGAGAUUGAACAUGUGUUUUUAGUAAACCUCUGGUACUCGUUCCAGGAUGAGGAGGACAUGUUCAUGGUUGUGGACCUUCUGUUAGGAGGAGACCUGCGCUACCAUCUGCAGCAGAACGUGCCGUUCACAGAGGAGGCAGUGAAGCUGUACCUGUGCGAGAUGACGCUGGCGCUCGACUACCUGCAGAGCCAACACAUCAUACACAGGGACAUCAAACCUGACAACAUCCUCCUGGACGAGCAAGGUCACGCACAUUUAACAGACUUUAACAUCGCUACGAUAAUCAAGGACGGUGAACGGGCCACGGCGUUAGCGGGAACAAAGCCUUACAUGGCUCCAGAGAUCUUCCAGUCGUUCGUGAGUGGAGGAACCGGUUAUGCGUUCGAAGUGGACUGGUGGUCGCUGGGCGUAACGAUUUUUGAGGUUCUGCGAGGUUGGAGGCCGUAUGACAUCCAUGCCAGUAAUUCUGUGGAGUCUCUGCUGCAGUUGUUCAGUACCGUCAGUGUUCAGUACAGCUCGGCCUGGCACAAAGACCUCGUCUCGCUGCUGAGGAAGUUAUUGACUGUAAACCCAGAGCAUCGCUUCUGUAGUCUGGCUCAGAUGCAGACGGCGCCCUACCUCUCCGAUGUCAACUGGGACGAUGUUUAUGAGAAGAAGAUGGAGCCGGGGUUUGUUCCCAAUAAAGGUCGUCUGCAUUGUGAUCCCACCUUCGAACUGGAGGAGAUGAUUCUGGAGUCUCGUCCUCUUCAUAAGAAGAAAAAGCGUCUGGCAAAAAACAGGUCGAGAGACAACAGCAAAGAUUCUCAGUCUGAGAAUGAAUAUCUUCAGGAGUGCCUUGAAGUCGUCCAGCAAGAGUUCAUGAUUUUCAACCGUGAAAAGUUGAAGCGUCGGCAGGAGGAGGGAGCAGAUGGAGACGGAGACGGAGAUCCAGACGCUGAUGAGGCCGAGGCCGAGGCUGAGGGAGGAACGGAGGACGAAGAGACUGAGCCUGAGCCCGAACCUGAGACCUCCAAACUGAGCAUGUGCGGUUCGGUUUGCUCGUCUCCAGGAAGCUGCUAGCGCCCCCUGUUGUCCUCCGAGGCCACGGCGCGCUCACCAUGCCUUUAAAAUCCCUCAUUAUUCAGAGCCGCGACGGACCCUCACAUUUUCGUUUGUCUCCUAGAGCAAGUUUGAACUUCUAUGCAACGUAUCUCUUCAGCAUGAUGUAAAAUAGAGAUUUUAGAGGCAAUUCAACACGCUUGAGUAUGAUGACACUCCAUGAAACUGAUGAAGGAGCUCUUUAUCUUCAGUUUAAUUGUCUUUGAAGCAGAAACAACAUUGACGCUCAUCCACACACAUGAAGCUGCUUGAGGAUUCAUUGAUAUUUCAUAUAAUGACUUGAUUGCAUUUGUAUGUUUACAUAUGUGAGUUAUUACUGAUCAUGGAAGCAUCUGGUGCCUUUUGAAUUCAGCACAGAGUUUCCUGCUUUCAUGUGCUGUGAGAAGAUUAAGUAUAGGACUAGUUAACAUACACUGACACUAGUAGAGCACUAGUGAGUGGAGUAUGUGCUUCUGAUGGGAGUGUUUGUGUAGUUCAUAUUUUUCUUUCAUCCUCAUAUCAGAACUGAUUUUUACAUGGGAGGAAAAACAAUUCUUCCAAUAAUUCAUACAGGUUUACUGGUUACACUUUACAAUAAGGUUUCAUUAGUUAACAUGAACUAACAAUGAGACUUAAUGUUAAUUUCAGAAUUUACAAAUACAUUAAGUCUGACAUUGUUUAUGCACUUGUUAGGUCAGUGUAAUAUGCUUUCUAUAAUUUAAAAUUUAAAAACUGAAGCAGACGUUCUCCUUCCUCUAAUAGAUGAUUUCAUAUAAAUGUCUGAUUAUGUGUGCAUGAUAUUUUCUACUGUUUUCCUCGUCUGUGCUUUAGAAAUCUGUUUUUGAGAUGUUUGACUUCCUCCACAGCACUUUAAAGCAGAAAUUCUGCCAUAGAAUUCAAUAGGAGAGUCAUUCGUUUAGUUUUUCUUAUAAAAAAAAAUGAAAAAUGCUGUUUAAUUCUACAUGAGGGUGAUCACAUGACCAUUUCUACAUUUCUACAAUCAGUAUUUAUUUUAAAGAUCUGAUGAAGCGUUUAUUUCCAGAAGGGCUCAUCACCCUGUUUAUUGUAAAUAUCCAGUAGUCUUUAGUUUACAAUUUACAUCAUGAACCAUGAUUUACUAAUAGUUUAGGAGGAGGCACAAUCUUACAGUAUGUAUAUUUGCUCCUGAAUGAAAGAUCAUCAGUAUUUUCAUCAAUUUCCCCAGAGGAAAUGAUUUCAAAACACUGUCAUUAGGAUUUUUAAAUGUUUUUGGUAGAAGUCCCUUCUGCUCACCAAAGCUGCAUUUGAUCAAAAAUGCAAAAAAAAAAAAGGAAAGCAAAAAAACAAAACACCCAGUGUGAUACUAAAGACUGGAGUAAUGAUGUUGAAAAUUCAGAUUUGAUCACAGGAAUAAAUUACAUUUUACUAUAUAUUCACAUAGAAAACAGCUGUUUUACAUUGUAAUAAUAUUUCACUGUUUUUACUGUAGUUUUGAUCAAAUAAAUGCAGCCUUGGUGAGCAGAAGAGACUUUAAGCAUUAAAAAAAACCUGGUUAUUCCAAACUCUUGACCGCCAGUGUAAAUGAGCCACAGACUAUUUAUUUUACUGUGAUGGGUGUUUAAUGCUGCCUUUACAUGAGUAAGAGUUUCCUAGUUGGAAAUUCCUCGUAGUUUUCUAGUCGGAAAUUGGACACAAAUGCCCACUCAAGUGGUAUUUAUUUCUGGGAAACUGAGAGAUAAUUUUGAUAUCUCAGUUUCCGAGUAGGGCGGCCCAUAAACUUUAAACAUGGUGGAGGGAAGAAUGAUUGCUGCUGUGACUGCUAUUCUUUAUAAGUUUUUCCACAACAGCUUGUUAAAGUUGUGCAUAUUUACAUAUAUAAAUAACUAUUUGAAGCAAAUUGUAUGUUUUGUACACAGCCACAGUUGCAUGGAAUAGAACAGGAUGUAGGACAUUUCCGAUAUCACAUGAAGGCAGCAUAAGCUCAAAAUCAUAGUAAAACAUGUGGCAUAUAGCAAUUUUAUUAUGCUGCCUUCACAUAAUUUCCUACUUCCCACUUUUGAAGUCGUGAUUAUGAGCAUAAGUGCUUUGUUUUCGGAAAGAACAGGAAUCAUGGAGGACACCAGGUUUAUUCUUUCCUGUUUAUUGGGAAAAUAAUAUUAAAGCCAAAAUGAUUGACAGCCAUAUAAACAUUCACCGUGUUAUCUAGAUAAUCAGCUUAUUGACGUUUCUGGAAUUUCAGUCAAAUACAGGCUAUUUUUGCUAUCAAAAUUAUCUCUGAGUUUCCUAUAGUAAAUUCCAAUAGCAAGUAAAGGCAGCAUAAAUUGCAAUAAAAAGGCAUGUCAUGCUGCCUUCACGUUAUCAGACUUAUCAUAAAUAUGAGUUUCCCAGUCAGAGUUUCCUAGUCGGAAAUUCCGUGUUGAAGUUUCCUAGUCGAAAAUGCCUAGUUGGAGUUUCCUAGUAAGAAAUUCCUAGUCACAGUUUUCCAGUCAGAAAUGCCUAGCCAGAGUUUCCCAGUUGGAAAUGCCUAGUCACAGUUUCCUAGUCGGAAAUGCUUAGUCGGAGUUUCAUAGUAAGAAAUUCCUAGUCGAAGUUUCCAAGUCGGAAAUGCCUAGUCAGAAUUUCCAAGUCAGAAAUUCCUAGUCGAAGUUUCCCAGUCAGAAUUUCCUAGUUGGAGUUUCCUAGUCAGAAUUUCCUAGUUGGAGUUUCCAAGUCAGAAAUUCCUAGUCGAAGUUUCCCAGUCAGAAAUGCCAGUCAGAGUUUCCCAGUCGGAAGUGCCUAGUCGGAGUUUCCUAGUCAGAAAUUCCUAGUCGAAGUUUCCCAGUCGGAAAUGCAUAGUCAGAGUUUCCCAGUCGGAAAUGCCUAGUCGGAGUUUCCUAGUCAGAAAUUCCUAGUCGAAGUUUCCCAGUCGGAAAUGCCUAGUCGGAGUUUCCUAGUCAGAAAUUCCUAGUCGAAGUUUCCCAGUCAGAAAUGCCAGUCAGAGUUUCCCAGUCGGAAGUGCCUAGUCGGAGUUUCCUAGUCAGAAAUUCCUAGUCGAAGUUUCCCAGUCGGAAAUGCAUAGUCAGAGUUUCCCAGUUGGAAAUGCCUAGUCGGAGUUUCCUAGUCAGAAAUUCCUAGUCGAAGUUUCCCAGUCGGAAAUGCAUAGUCAGAGUUUCCCAGUCGGAAAUGCCUAGUCGGAGUUUCCUAGUCAGAAAUUCCUAGUCGAAGUUUCCCAGUCGGAAAUGCCUAGUCGGAGUUUCCUAGUCAGAAAUUCCUAGUUGAAGUUUCCCAGUUGGAAGAGCCUAGUCAGAGUUUCCUAGUCGGAAAUUCUUAGUUGGAGUUUCUUACUUGAAAAUUGGACAUGAAUGCUCUCUCAAGUCAUAUUUACUACUGGUAAACUCAGAGAUAAUUUUGAUACCCCAGUUUCUGUAUAGGGCAGCCCAUAAACUGUAAACAUUGCGGAGGGGAGAAUGAUUGCUGCUGCGACUGCUAUUCUUUAUUAGUUUUUCCACGACAGUUACAUCACCUUGAUGUUAAAGUAAUGCAUAUUUACAUAUAUGAAUAAUCAUUUGAAGCAUUUUGUAUGUUUUAUACACCGUGAAAAUAGCCUGUAUUUGACUGAAAUUCCAGAAUCAUCAGCAAGCUGACUAUCUAGAUAGUGCAGUGAAUGUUUAUAUGGUUCUCAACAAAUGGGACACUAGAUAUAAUUUUGGCUUUACUAAGCAAUUGAACAUGACGAGCUCGUAAUCACGACUUCAGAAGUGGGAAGUAGGAAAUUUCCAAUAGCACGUGAAGGCAGCUAUCAGACAGAUGUGUUUGGCUGCGCAAACAUCAUCAGUGUUAGAUCUUUGACAGACCCAUAAACCCACAGCUAUGAUGAUGAUGAUGUUUCCUGGAAUAUAUUUGUCUCUUGUUGCUGCUUUGAAACCUUCCUCCCUUCUCACAUGUUGCCAAAUUACCUUUCUGACUGUUAGACUUCUUAAACUACCAUUCAGUGAAGGGUUUGAUGAUACGUGAAUCCUUCACCUCUGCUGCUUACUGAAUCUCUAUAGGACACCAGUUUAAGAUUAUUUAUAGCUGACACACAGUAGCGUGUGUGUGUGUGUGUGUGUGUGCAUGUGUGUGUGAUAUGUUUGAGGAUGUGUGUGUUACGUGCUUCAGUAGAUUCCCAAGUUUUCUUUAGUGUAGCAUUAAUUCAGUAGGAAUAACAGGUGGUGGUGUUGAUGUCGGCACACGUGUAGCGUUCAUGAUGAAAAUGAUCUUCUUCUUUUUUUGUUUUGUUUUUCAGUACAAAUAUCUAAACAUUUUUGAACAUUCAAGCAUGAAAACCUGUUCUAGUAGAGCCCAAAACAACAUCAAGACUUUGUAAAAGGGCAUAAUCGGUUCUCAUUUUGAUCAUUUUUUUCAGAAAACAAGACUUAAUAUCUUCAGUCAUUUUGCUUCUCCAGUAAAUGUAUCUUGAUUUAAGAAUGUUUAGAUAUUUGUGCUGGAAAACAAGACAAAAUUACUGAGGAAGAAGAUCAUUUUUUGAAGUGUACAGUAAACUCCAGCGCUUCAUCAUGUAAAACAUGUACAUAGUGAAAAGCUCCAGUAUUUUUCCACAGUUUUAUGUGGAUGUGCUGACAUAAGCGAGUAUAAAUGUAGACGAUACUAAGAGGUUUUAUGAAGCGACGUCUUCAUACCACGUUGUUUAAAAUCUCUUUCAAGUGUGCAGGCACAACUUGUAGGCAAAUACGCCAAAGCUUUUGUACCAUUUGCAUAGCCAUUUCUAAUAUAAAUGAGUGCCUGUGUGUGAGAGAGUGUAUGUGUAUGUGUGUGAGAGAGUGUGAGUGUGUGUUGAUUAGUGCUUAAAGCCCAUAGAAACACAGUAACAUUUGUAAACAAGCAUUUAUUGUAAUAAGUAAAAUCAUGGAAUGUUUUUGAAAUGCUAUAAAAAGUUACAUUUAGUCCGAGGUGUGAAAGAUUCAGUGGUGAAUCUGAAGUCCUGCAUGUUCCAGUGAAUCGAGGAUUCGGGCAGAAGCGUGUGUGUGUGUGUUUGAUUCAUAUCAGAUGAUGUGUGUUUUUGCACGGAUGAGUCCAGUUUCUGCUCAGUCUCUAAUGAAUCCUUUAGGACUGAUCGAUGAAGACCAGACGACUGACUUUAACCUUGUUUUCCAUUGUAAUGUGGACGGCAUGAUACUGUACGUAAACAUAGAUUCUCUUGAAUAUUUUGGCAACCCAUAGAUUGUUUUGACGAUCAUUAAAGUAUGAAUAAAGUAUUAACGUGC
Molecule: messenger RNA, 6823 nt
Organism: Ctenopharyngodon idella (grass carp)
Lineage: Eukaryota; Metazoa; Chordata; Actinopteri; Cypriniformes; Xenocyprididae
Product: serine/threonine-protein kinase 32C-like
Exons: 12
Coding region: 267-1583 (438 amino acids)
Biological process (GO): protein phosphorylation; regulation of signal transduction; G protein-coupled receptor signaling pathway
Molecular function (GO): ATP binding; G protein-coupled receptor kinase activity; G protein-coupled receptor binding
Source: RefSeq, a predicted model, not a curated record